Molecule: messenger RNA, 2149 nt
Organism: Silurus meridionalis
Lineage: Eukaryota; Metazoa; Chordata; Actinopteri; Siluriformes; Siluridae
Gene: fam78aa
Product: family with sequence similarity 78 member Aa
Exons: 2
Coding region: 773-1582 (269 amino acids)
Source: RefSeq, a predicted model, not a curated record
GAGAGAGAGAGAGAGAGAGAGAGAGAGAGAAAUAAACCCUGACAGCUGAAGGGUUUCGUUACACGCCAGGAAACCUGCCGAGCCUUUAAUAGCACAAGUGCGACAAAAAGGAGCGCGACUUGCACUAGAAAUCCCUCAUCUAUCCCGAGGGAACCAGCAGAACAUCUGACCAGUAGCACUUUAGAAACUGUCACUGUAACUUACAGCCCUGGUGUUGAGCUCGAGCUGAACUGUUUGCAUGGAGAUCUUUUUGUUUAUUUCUACUCAUCGGUGUCCCGUUAUGGAGAUUAUGAAGGUGGAGAACCUCCGGCGUCUGCUGCAGCUACUGCUAUUAAUGUAACUGCUCUUCAUGCAUUACUCCAGGACUCCAUGGAGAGGGUUUUCCUCAGACUUUUACACCACUUUUAUUUAGUAUUAUUCAUUGCAUGUACCUGUGAGCUGACACCAUGCUGUUUUUGAACACUAAUCUUCGCUUGUAACUGUGUAUCAAUUAAUAAUGUGAAGUUAGAUGUGUUUUAAAAACUCUUUUUAUUGUAAAUGUAUUCUAUUUAUUACAUUGUCAUAUCACUAUUUGCCUAUUGCAAUAAUGCUUAAAGCAUUUUGUGCAUACUUGUUGAUGUAAAAUAUAUUUAUAUAUCGCAUUUAUUAUAUAUUUCUAGAGCUACAUGUACUUAUGCACCUGCUACACAAUGUAAUCAGUAGUGCAAACAGUUAAUAACUAAAAUAACAUGUAUUCCCAAUAAUGUGAAUGCUGCUUCUUCGAGACUGAUGGAUGCGAAUAAACUUGAGCGUCACCGCCAUGGGGUGCAUGCAGAGUGCGGACGCACGUUUUUACGAAAACAUCAGAGUCCUCGAACUGAACACUUCGAUCGAUUCUAAACCUACGGUCAUUGACGAGACGUCCGAAGUAGUUUUGAGGUACCGCACACCCUACUUUAGAGCUGCUGCCCGGGUGCAGGUGCCACCAGUGGUCCGUAAAGAAAUCUGGACAGUUGGCUGGAUCCAGGCCUGCAACCAAAUGGAUUUCUUCAAUUACUAUGGCAAAGAAGGAAUAUCAAGCUGGGAGCUUCCUGAGCUGAGAGAUGGACACAUCCAGGCCAUCAGUGAUUCAGACGGUGUGAACUACCCAUGGUAUGGCUGUACCACUGAGAUUUACACCAUCGUAGGGCCCACCAAGAGGAGCACCACCCUCACUGUGAGCAUGAACGACAACUUCUGCCCCAGUGUGACAUGGAGUGUCCCCACAGGUAACACCAGUGUCCCACCACUUUUGAGCUCCAUCCAAAGGGACCAGCGCUUCACCACCUGGUUGGUGGCCAUGAACGAGGCCUCAGAUGAGUUGGUCCUGCUCAGAACCAUCCGCUGGAGGAUGCAGCUCGCUAUUGAGGUGGAUCCCAAGAAGCCCCUGGGACAGAGAGCUCGCCUUAUGGAUCAUCUUACUCAGAAACAGCCAGAGAUCUUGGCUGUGAAUGAACCCAUCCCACCCAAUGCCUUGGUCAAACCUAAUGCCAACAAUGCCCAAGUGCUAAUUUGGAGACCUACACAAGGGGAGUCGGUUGUGGUUAUCCCCCCAAAGUACUGAAUGGAGUGGAAAAAAGAAAACUUAGACUUAAACGUCUUAUCUUCCUGUUCUUACAGAACCUCAAGCAGAAUGUUUUAUUUAUUUCAUUGUUUUAUUGGAUGUUUAGACAUGAAAGUGUGGCCUCAGAAAAACAGCAUUAAUGUUUUGCCAUAUGUCCUACAUUUUUUUAUUAUGUUCAGAAUUUUGGACGCAUGCAAUUCUGUGAACAGGAAUUUGUGGUCAUGUUUACAUUAUGUUACACUGGUGAAUAGGGACAAGCAUUUGUCUUGUCAAUGCUGCCAUUGGACUUUAAUUCGAGCAGCCGAAAAAAGAAGAAGAAGAUACUAUAAAACAAAGCAGAAUUUGCAAGUUUAUGUGAAAAGCAUGUGUGCAUUGGUGGGCAAAUUAUAGAUCAUACUCAGGUUAGUGUUGAAUACCAUUUCAGGUUUUCAACAAUGUUCUGUUUUGCAACUCACUAGUAUUUUAUAGUUUUAAACGUUCGAUUAGAUGCAUUAAGACGAAUGGGUGAAAAUGUGUAUGUUUUUUUUUUUGUCUGGGAGGAUAAAAUUCUGUAGAAAAGACUCUUGA